UAGUAUUGUGUGCUGCAGUAAUUGAUGAGUAUUGUUAUCUUUGGUGAUUCCAGUGCUGCCUGUCUUCAAUUUAUGUGUUGACGUUUAUGGAGGACAGCUGCCUUUUGCGUGUGCGGUGUUUCGUUUGAAGUGUUUUUAUUUGAAAAUAGUUGACCCACAGGUAGUGCUUGGCAUUUUGUUCUCUUAGAUGUACAAUUUACUGCGGGUUAAUCUUCGCUUUACUGGAAAUGUGAUUCUUUUUUCUCAGGUUAAUUUGUGUUUUGCCCUAUUCAAUUUGCCAGUGGUUUUGAAAAGUUGAGGUUAUUAACAAAAAAAGUUAAUAUAUUCAGCCGUAAAUACAUUUGCAUGUGUGCAUAUAAACUGGUUACAAAACUAUUAUUUUUUUCAAUUUUGUAAUUAAGUGAACGGUUUUAAUCAUGUUCGUGUGAUUCAUCUUUUACUUAGCGUCAAUGGUUGAAAUGGCAGGUGUUGGUUACGGUCGUUCAGGGAUUUUAGAAACCCACGUCCGUGGGCAGUGGUACCGAGUGUUUGUGUCUUUGGAAGAUGAUUAUUUAAGCAUCAGUCUUGACGAAUCCUACGAGAGUUCUACCACAUUGAAUGGUAGUUUAAACAACAACAAUAAUAACAACAACAAUGUGGACACCAGCAUUAGUCUAAUGGAUUCUGUGGAUGUCCCAGAAUCAGUAGCUAAUCAGAAAAGGCUUGUCAGAGUAGUCAAAUCGGAUAAUAAUGGGUUGGGCAUCUCCAUCAAAGGGGGCAAAGAGAACAAAAUGCCUAUACUUAUUUCAAAGAUAUUUAAGGGGAUGGCUGCUGACCAGACAGAGCAGCUUUAUGUGGGCGAUGCUAUUUUGUCAGUGAAUGGUGAAGAUCUUCGUGAUGCCACCCACGAUGAAGCAGUUAAGGCCCUGAAGAGAGCAGGAAAAGUUGUUGAACUGGAAGUGGUUACCUCGUUGUAUGUUACAGUGAAGUACCUGCGCGAGGUGACGCCCUACUUCCGUAAGGCUAGCAUCAUCUCGGAGGUGGGGUGGGAGUUGCAGCGGGGGUUCCUGGGCGGGGCGCCGCCUCGCCCGCACUCCCCGCAGCGCGCCGACACGCGCUACCUCCCCCUGCAGCUCUGCUACCUCGCGCGCAACUUCAAGCACCAAGACCCAGAGGGCCGGACGCUGGAGCUGCACUCGCCCGACGGCGUGCACAGCUGCGUGCUGCGCGCCGCCGACCCGGCCGAGGCGACCGCCUGGUUCAACACGCUGCACUCUGCGCUGCACGUGCUGGCGCUGCAGGCGCUGCGCGAGGCCAACCGCGUGCUGGCGCACGUGGCGGGCGAGCUGCAGCACGUGGGCUGGCUGGCCAAGCGACCCGCCGAGGUGCAGAACGGGCGAGUGGGCUCCGAGAGCAGCGACGACCAGGACCGGUGGCAGUCUGUGUUCGCGGCGGUGACCGAGCAGGAGCUGAGGCUGUACGAGUCGGCGCCGUGGAGCCCCGAGGCGUGGGGGUCUCCACUGCACGUCUGCCCGCUGCUGUCCACCAGGCUGGUGAGCUCGAGCCGGCAGACGGACGUGAUCACGUUCAGCGUGCGCUGCGGGACUCCGGAGGGCGUGGUGUCGCACCGCCUGCGCGCCGAGACGCACCGCGACCUGGCCAGCUGGGCGCGCGCCCUGGUGCAGGGCAGCCACGGCUGCGUGCAGGCCCAGCGCGAGCUGCUCUGCCGCUGCCUGUGGCAAGGCAAGCCCGCGCAGCUGGUGCUGCACUACGAGAACGGCUUCACGCUGUACGAGGCGGCCACCCAGACGAACCGCGAGCCCAAGGUGCUGUGGAAGUUCUCGUUCGAGAGGCUGCGCAUGUCUGCGGACGACGGAGCCCGCCUCCUCUGGCUCGACUUCGGGGGCGAAGAGGGCGAGAUGGAGCUGGAUCUCGAAGCUUGCCCGAAGCCGCUGGUCUUCAUCCUGCACAACUUCCUGUCGGCCAAGAUCCACCGGCUGGGUCUGUUUGCAUAACGCUCGGUCGGCCGCCUUCAGCCGGCCAUCUUGCCCAAGAACAGAAACGAGUACGGCUCCUGCUGCGCGGAGACGACGGGGCUUGUGGCCAACUUUGUGGCGCACAAGGUCGUGAACUUGGUGCUUUGCAGGUUGCCGUAGUGGCGCCCUUGUGGCCGGGCGUCGGUACGGAGCGUGUUCUCGCCGACCCGGAGACGGACAACCGCGCCAAGCUACCGGAGCAUUCAGACAAACAGUCGUAACAACGGUUUCUAAACUCGAAAUAAGUAUGUAUGCGUUACAACGUUCACGCGUGACUGAUAUGUUUGAUUCCCUUAUUUAAGAGCUUCCUUUGUAGUUAUUUACAUUUUAAAUAGCUUCUCUUUAAAAAAAAAAAAAAAAAAAAAAGUAGACAGGUGCAUUUUACCCGUUGUAAAUUGCUGAAGGUUGAAAAAAUUUUACUGUAUAAAGAGUAGUCAAGUAAGUUUGGUGUAAAGAUGUAUGUACAUUUGUUUCAGAUUGAAAUGUGGUACUGUAGCAUAAAGCUUGUUAUAUUCAAAUUUGUGAAUUAAAGCGUUAUUACUGUUCUGGAAACAAGUUAAAAAACAUAAUAUCAUUCCUAAAAAUUAUUUUUUAGAUUUGCGUGUAGAGGUGAUGAAUUAUUUUCAAUAAUCAAGUCGUACAUUAAGAAGUGCUUUCGACACAUGCACUAGUUAUGUAAUAAAGGAAUACCUAGUACGACAGUUUUUUUGGAUGGACAUUUGUGCGAUACAAUAUUUGCAAGUAAGUUUAGAGUUCACAGUGUUUAUUGUACACUGAAAACUUUGUAAAUAGUACAAUACUGUAAGUAAUUUGGCUGAUGAUGUGUACAUUAUGACCUUACUUUGGUAGGUAGCAGGGGCGUAUCCUGACAAAUUUGGUAACGCAUGCAAUAUAGAAUACAUCCAACCCCCCCCCCCCCCCCCCCCCGCUUCCGGAAGAAGGGUGGUCCGGGGGCCCUCUCCCGGAAAAUUUUGGUUUUCAGGGAGCAAAAUGGUGCUGUUUAGGUAGUUUUUUAAAAAAAUAAUUAAACGUAAAACUGGUAACAACAUUAAUUUUUUUGUGAUAAACUUAGAGAGAAGAAUUAACAAAGAUAUCAAAUUGUCACUCACCAUGUAUUUACUUAUAAUGGAACUCGGCUCUGCGGUUUUUCCUGCAGAACUGCUCCGUGACUUCGUCGAAAAACGAGCUGCGGGCUUUCAUCUGCACCAACAGAUCUUUUUCUAUGGACAUGAUGGAGAGUGCAGACAAACGACUUUGUCCUUGCGCAUUUCUUGUGAAUGAUUUUAUUCGUCUUAGUGCAGAAAACGAACGUUCUACGGAUGACGAUGUAGCAGGAAUAGUUGAAACCAUUACACACAGUUUAUAGAGUUCUGGAA
Bacillus rossius redtenbacheri is the source of this 3391-nucleotide messenger RNA. RefSeq names its product beta-1-syntrophin (gene Syn1). Gene Ontology annotation, cellular component: dystrophin-associated glycoprotein complex; intracellular anatomical structure. Lineage: Eukaryota; Metazoa; Arthropoda; Insecta; Phasmatodea; Bacillidae. The record is from RefSeq and is a predicted model, not a curated record. Gene Ontology annotation, molecular function: structural molecule activity; protein binding. The transcript is spliced from 7 exons. The coding region runs from base 450 to 1994 and encodes 514 amino acids.